UAAGAUUAGGUUCUCACAAUAUUAUCCCUCAUCUAGCACUAAAAAUUGGAGGUUAAAUAAUACUGAAGAAUUGAAAGUUUGUGAUAGUCUACUAUAUUGAAGUGAUAUCAUAAUUAUUUCCAUGAACCAAGAAGUAAUACAUAAUUUAGACUAUAAAGAAUAAUUGGUCUAGAUGAACGUUCCAUUUGAAUUGUAUUUCAUAAAUGUGAGAACAGUCGUUAUAACGUGGACCUUACGACGUGAAUUCAAUAAAAUAUUAUCUUGAUACAUACGUCUCCACCUUGUAGUUCACUUUUGUGUCACAUUGUACUGUAUAGUGUGGAGCUAAUCAGUUGGAGAUUAAAUAUCAGAUGAUUACAGGAACUUUUUCUCCACCACUCUACCAAGGUUUUUAUAUAUUUUUUAUGCUGAAGAUUGAGUCCUUGUUUACAUUUUUUAUGUGGAUAAAAUCAACCGAACUGCAUUUCAAAAAGUAGAAUAAUUUCUGACAAGAUGGAUGAUCCAAACUCGGAGAAGUUGGAUUCUUUGAAAAAGAUACAUAUUGAAAUUAUUGAAUCUCUACUGAUAAUCUAUAGAAGGCUCAAAUGUGAGAUUCCUUCAGAGUUUGUUCAAGAAUUUUUACCUCCUCUUACUAAAGAUUGUCCUGAUGAAUAUGAUUCGAUAGAAGUUAAUUUUCUGAAGAUUGCUCGUCACUUGGAUUUUCUCGAGGAUGUUGUAUCAGAUUUCUAUGUCAAGCUCAAAAGGAAGGAUCAUACUGACAAGUUUUUAUUGAUAGUUUUAUUCUACAUAGCAGUUUUUUGGAGAUGUGGCGAUGAAAUUGUUUCAUUGCAAGAUUAUCUAAAAUCCAUCAAUCUCAAUAAGAGUUUUCAGAUUGCGAAGUACCUUUCAUACGACAAAACCAUCAUCACUUUGACAGAGAUCGCUAAUCGCUAUUUCGACUUGGACUAUGUCACCAAUGAAAUCCUUCUGAAUGUUUUUCAAGACGGUGACUAUUAUAAAAAACUUCAUGAUGGGUUGUAUGAAGAACAAAAUACACUUAUUAGUAGUACAAAAUGUGUAAAAGUGACCCGACCACAGAAAAUGGAAGUAUUAAACCAUACUAAAAGAGUACCGAAGGUACCAUGUAAUUCAAGAGAAGAAUACACAUUCAAAGCCACACCAAUACCUGAGAAUUUACACACCGAGUACAAACGGAUAGAGGAAAGUUUGAACGAGGCAAAAAGACGGAAUAGGGAAGAGGCAGAAGCUCGCUACUUUACUGAGUCGCAGAAAUUUCCGAUUUCGCAGCAAGUACCACGUGAUUCUUCUCUAGAGAAAAAUGAAGCAUCUGAAGUUGUAGAAACCAGCUUUACUACUAUAAAAUCCAAACCAGCACCCAAAUUCCAAGAACCAGCCGUACCUGUUAAGAAAACAACAACAUGUAUCUUAAGAGAAGCUGCUCUUAUAGCGAAGAAGGAAGAGAAAGAAAUAGAGAGAUUGAAGAAAUUACUGGAAGGUGCUGCUGAUUUUACUGUUUUUGAAAGUUUUUAUGAUGGGAUGAAAUGCAAAGAUGAGAAAGAAAAAAUGCUAGAUAUUGAGAAAAAACACCUAAAAGGACUAUUAACCUAUGAAGAAGCAAUUCAAGCUAAAAAGAACCUCACAAAAGUCAAUAAAAUUAAACGAAUGGAGUUCGAGAGGGAGAGAGAGAAAAUUGAAGCUCAAUUGAGAGAAUACAAGGAAAAAGAAAUGGAAUCGAUCAAACAGCAAGUAGAAAGAGUACAGCAGAUACAACAAGCUGCCGAAGAGAAAAAACAAGUUCUAGUAGAAGAAAAACAAAAGAAUGCAAGAGAGCUGAACGAAAAGACUCGAGCAUUGAUGAUACAAUUAAUCAAGCAGCAACAAGAUGAGCUUAAUAAGAAAAUGGUCAUGAUCAAGGAGAUAAGACUUCUUCAGUCAUUGCGUAUCAUACCAAAGAAAGAUUUUGAUGCAACUGAAACCAUGAACAUGGGUUUAUUUUGUGAAAUGUCCUAUCUUGAGUUGACUGAGCGUUUGGCAUUGUUGAGAGAGGAAAUGAAGGAACAACUUGAACAAAGGCAACUACGAAUUAAACAAGAAAAGAUUCGACAACAGGAAAUGCUCAAAGAGAUGGAGACAUUAAUUGAUGUCACACAUCACGAACGAAAACUUUCAAGAGAGCAAGCACAAAAGACAUUGUCACGCCCGAAAAAAAUUAUUGAGGAGGAUAAAGAAUUGAUGGAUUUGAGAAAAAGAUUAGAAGCAACCAGGAGAAAAAGAUUUGAGAAAGAAUAAAUUCACAUAUUCUAU
This is a messenger RNA of Nilaparvata lugens (brown planthopper), 2304 nucleotides long. RefSeq names its product cilia- and flagella-associated protein 99. Bases 493 to 2289 code for a protein of 598 amino acids. The transcript has 14 exons. Lineage: Eukaryota; Metazoa; Arthropoda; Insecta; Hemiptera; Delphacidae. The record is from RefSeq and is a predicted model, not a curated record.